AUGGAAAUUAAUGAUAUGAGUAGUGAAGAUUUUCCUUCUAUUGCUUCCUCUUUAGAUUUACAAACACCUGCAGUAGCAUCAACAUUAUCGGAGAAGGAGGAAAUUAAACAAUUAGAUUCGAAUGUUGCAACGGAACAAGAAAAUAUAAUAGAACAAUCAAUGUCAUCAUCGAUGGAAAAUUAUCCAACACUCUAUCAAACCUUGGAGGAUUAUCUAUUUCGUGAUUAUCAAGUGGAAAGUAAUUUGAAAGAAUUGGAUAUCAUGGAGAAUGCACUCACUUCAAUGAAUACCACAAGUGCCAAUCAAAAAGUUCAAAUACAGAAGAAAUUGAAAAAGAUUAGAAAAUUGAAAACCUUCCUCAAUCAGUAUCAGAUUGUUUGUAGGAAUUUUCUGCAGUCAGCUAAAAUGAAUUCCCUCUCUGAUGUCAGUAUUGAAGGAAUACUUGCUAAUAAUAAGGUGAAACAAGUAGGAUUGGAAGGUCACGUUGAAUCUCUUCAUCAAGCAUUUCACAACAAAUUUGUACGUGAAAAUCUGCUACCAUUCAUAAGGAAAUCACUCCUUCAACAAGCCAAACAAAAUGUAGAACGAGAUAAACUCUAUCAAUCCAUUGGAACAACAGAGGAAUUGUUGCUCUUGUAUCAACUCAAACACGGAAGCAAUCCGAAAUUACAACUUUCCAAAGAUUAUAUUAUGGAGAAUGCAGAUAGAAAAUUGAGUAAUUAUAUGAAAGAAAUUGAUGAAUGUUUCAAUUCGCUUAAUAAAUAA
Naegleria gruberi is the source of this 765-nucleotide messenger RNA. RefSeq lists its product as uncharacterized. Lineage: Eukaryota; Heterolobosea; Eutetramitea; Acrasida; Naegleriidae. Bases 1 to 765 code for a protein of 254 amino acids. The record is from RefSeq and is a predicted model, not a curated record. The transcript has a single exon.